Messenger RNA from Emiliania huxleyi CCMP1516, 1107 nucleotides. RefSeq lists its product as hypothetical. Gene Ontology annotation, cellular component: membrane. The record is from RefSeq and is a predicted model, not a curated record. The transcript has a single exon. Gene Ontology annotation, molecular function: hexosyltransferase activity. Bases 1 to 1107 code for a protein of 368 amino acids. Lineage: Eukaryota; Haptophyta; Isochrysidales; Noelaerhabdaceae.
AUGACCGCCUUGCCAACCCCCGAGCGAAUCAUGGAGCUCGCUCUCACAACAACUCCGUCUGAGGCGUCGGUCGCGACUCCGUCGCCCGCCGCCCGAAAGAAGUGCGAUGUCCUGCUUCUCAUCAGCUCCGCCGCCGCCGCUGGCUACGAGCGCCGCCGCCGCGCGGUUCGCAGGACCUACCUGACGGCCUUGCGUGAGCAGCAGCUGCAGGGCACGGUCGAGUAUCGCUUCCUCCUCGGCGAGCCGCCGACAGCGGAAGAGGGCGCGGCGCUCGACGCCGAGCAGGCCGAGUUUGGCGACCUGCUGCGCGUCUGCGUGCCGGAGAGCUACGAGACCAUCUUUGCGAAGGUGGUCGCCGCGUGGCGCUGGGCCGUCGCCACGCACGACUUCGCCUUUUGGAUGCACGCCGACGACGAUUCGUACGUCCGGCUCGACUUGCUGCUCGGCUGGGUCCGCUCGCCGGCCGCCUCGCCGCAGGAGGGCGUGUACGCGGGGUACCUGUGGGACGGCUCCGACGGGCGGCGCACCAAGCCGCUCCGCGACCCCGCCCAAAAGUCGUACAUGCCGGUGGAGCAGUGGCCGCACGACUCGUACCCGCCCUUUGCGUCGGGCUGCGGCCAUCUGAUCGCGUGCGACCUGGUGGGCAAGCUGGUCGAGCUGUCGCCCUCGAUGAGCUUCUUCCGCGGCGGCGUGUUCGACGUCGCCAUCGGCACCCGCCCCGCCCGCCCCGCCCGCCUGUUCCUCCACCAACUGCACCGCCCUUUCCGCCCGGCAAAGCCCCAACGCCGCCGCCGUAUGUUGUCCCCGCGCAUCGUAGGGAUCUACCUCGCCCGCCUCGCCGCCAGCGGCGCGGUUGCCAACCUCCGGCUGGUGCACAUCGAGGGCGUGCGGCCGUACCGGCCGCUGCCGCUCUUCCGCAGAGAGACGCUCGUGCAGCACUACAUGCAGCCGGAGGAGUUCAGGCAGUUCCACGAGCGCGCCGUCGCGGCCGCGGCAGAGGCGGACGGCGGAGCGGGACCGGGAGGCGGAGCUGCGGCGCCGGAGAGUGAGCAGCGGAUUGCGGCGGUCUACGACCUGUUUGUCCAGGCAAAGGUGCUGCGCCGAUGA